Molecule: messenger RNA, 692 nt
Organism: Staurois parvus
Lineage: Eukaryota; Metazoa; Chordata; Amphibia; Anura; Ranidae
Source: the annotation of a GenBank genome assembly
AUUAUAUUGCCAAAAGUAUUGCGACACCCCUCCAAAUCAUUGGAUUCUGGUGUUCUAAUCACCUCUAUGGCCACAGGUGUAUACAAUCAAGCACUUAGGCAUGCAGACUGCUGCUACAAACAUUUUUGAAAGAAUAGGUCGCUCUCAGGAGCUCAGUGAAUUCAAGUAUGGUACCGUGAUAGGUUGCCACCUGUGCAAUAAGUCCAUCCAUGAAAUUUCCUUGCUACUAAAUAUUCCACGGGCAACUGUUAGUGGUAUUAUAACAAAGUGGAAUCAACUGAGAACCACAGCAACUCAGCCGCAAAGUGGUAGGCCACAUAAUAUGACAGAGUGGGGUCAGCACAUGCUGAAGCGCACAGUGCGCAGAAGUCACCAACUGUCUGCAGAGUUAAUAGCUAAAGACCUCCAAACUUCAUGUGGCCUUCAGACUAGCACAACAACAGUGUAUAGAGAGUUUCAUGGAACGGGUUUCCUUGGCUCAGCAUCUGCAUCCAAGCCUUACAGCACCAAUGCAAUGCAAAGCGCCGGAUGCAGUCGUGUAAAGCAUGCCGCCACUGGACUCAAGAGCAGUGAGACAUGUUCUCUGGAGUGACGAAUCACGCUUCUCUCUCUGGCAAUCCGAUAGAUGUUUCUGGGUUUGGUGGUUGCCAGGAGAACAGUACCUGUCUGACUGCAUUGUGCCAAGUGUAAAG